CGGACAGUGACCUAUCCUCAUUUCGGGACUGUCCUCAUGACCCUCCAUAAAAACCACUACUUGUCACCUUCAUAACUACUACUAUAAUGCAUAACUGUUGAAACAGAUGUGAUUAGAAUAUUUCUUCUAACAAAUAUAAGGAACAGCUGUAUAUAUUCGGAGCUCACUGGUCAAGACUGCCUAGGAUGGCGCCGAGUGGCCGCCAGCUGGACUCUGUGUGAAAAUGGAAGGGAUUCUAUUUAAGUGGACCAAUUACUGGAAUGGAUGGCAGCCAAGGUGGUUUGUACUGGACAAGGGUGUUCUGGCAUAUUACAAAUCACAGGAGGAGGUCAAUCAGGGCAGUAAGGGAUCAGUUAAACUCUCAGCGUGUGAAAUCCUUGUCCAUCCAACCGAUACCCUAAGAGUUGAUAUUGUAAUUCCAUAUGAGCAGCACUUUUACCUCAAGGCACCGUCUUCACAUGAACGGCAUGCCUGGCUUGUGGCCCUCGGCAGUGCUAAAGCAGGUAUACCACCAGCAAUACCUCAGCCAAAAGUGGAGAAAGAGCCAGAAGCAGACGAAGUUAAAACCAAAAAGUCUGAACUUCGGCUGACCUGUGACCUCCUCAUGAAGCAAGUGUACAAUGUCAAGACUGCUGCAAAUAACCCUGAUGGACCAGAUCUAGAGAAACUUGAUGAAUCCACGACACUCUUGUCAGCCACAUGUGACACCUUCAUCCAGACACUGGAGGAAUGCAUGAAGCUGUCCAACACAUCCCAAACACCUCAGCUCUCUGGAGAGACCCUGCUUGCCCCCAUCACCCUCAUCAAGGUGUGGCCGAGAGGAAAACCUCCAGCAGUACCACACCAAUCGGGACACGGCAGAAUUCUACAGAAAGGAGAACAGAGUAGUUAACCCAAUGGUCACUGUUUCAAGGUAGUGUAUAAUGUUUUGUAUCAUUAUCCAUUUUUCUGAUGGAAAUUGUCUGUCCUGUUGAGAAGUAUGCAGCUUCCUACUUGAUAUACUACUUAUCUUUUGUAAACUUUAAACUAAAGAUAUGUAAAAUAGUGUACUAUGUAUGCUUAUUUACAAAGAGGUAGGUUACAGUUAAUACUAGAUCAAAUUUUCCCAAGUCUGUAUCAUUGUAUAUCUACAAAAAUGGAUCAAAUGAAAAUGUCACUAAUGGUGGGGGUCUUUUACUAGUCUCAGAUAAUGUAAGGCAGAUUAAGUGUAAGUUCAAGUUCAGAAUUUGUAAUUUGGUAUCAUAUUUAUUACACUAAUGAAAGUAUAUUGAUGCAGUAUUCUGUUUGUAGUUAUAUAGUGUAUAUUUGCUGAGAUAUGUUGAUAAGCCGAUAUUUAUUUAGGGUCGUAAAAUACUGAGCAUGAAUAUAUAUAUAUAUAUAUAUAUAUAUAUAUAUAUAUAUAUAUAUAUAUAUAUAUAUAUAUAUAUAUAUAUAUAUAUAUAUAUAUAUAUAUAUAUAUAUAUACAGUCAUCCCUCAAAUAGUACGGAUUGUCAUGGAAGAAUUUUUUUAGGAUAUUUAAAUUUCCCACUUGUCGCACCAAGUAGCCAUGACGUGAGUGGCAGCACUGUUCUACCAAAACACCUGCUGAAAGCACCCCAAAGCAUUCGAGAUAGGUGUUCAGCUUGCAGAAGAAUUCAGAUUUAGGAGAAGUUACGUUUUGGGAUGAGUUACGUUGCCAUAGGGAGAGCAUACCACGUGAAUGAGAGCAGUGUUCGCUGUAUCUAUGAUCUUGAUCUUGGUCUUGAUGUCACAGGUGGCCUGGGAUUUCUCCCUUGGUCUUGGUUCGGGAGGUAGUUGUCCCUUUCGGUCCCAACUACAGCCUUUGAAACAGCUUACUCCCUCAGGGCCAACACCCUGAAAAUCAUAGGGUAAAAGAAAUUCUUGCUGCAGUAACUGCCAAUGCUUCAAGAGUGCUGCAAGAGUGGAGAUAAAGGUCGUCCUUUUACUAAGCCUCGUCGUUGGUAUGGUAACGGCAUCUCACUCGCAGCAAAAUGGUGACGUUUAACAUGCAUUAUUAGCUGUCCUGGCUGACAAACUCCUUACAACAGAAGAUGAAAAGGAAGCUGCAGUGGAUAUGGUGGCACAGAGAGGUGAAAUGCAAUGGGAACACUUGUAUGUGUUUGCUUGGGCCACCAUAUUUGCUGAUGGCAUCAUCACAGCACGAAGGCGCUCCACCUCUCAAAGCCGGGGGCCAGCAGACGUGUUGAGUUGGCAACUCGUGCUGCCGUGCACACGUUUGAGAGCACUCAGGACGUUCCGAGAGUCCCGAUUCCCUCUUUCAA
Molecule: messenger RNA, 2283 nt
Organism: Eriocheir sinensis (Chinese mitten crab)
Lineage: Eukaryota; Metazoa; Arthropoda; Malacostraca; Decapoda; Varunidae
Product: pleckstrin homology domain-containing family A member 3-like
Exons: 7
Coding region: 224-892 (222 amino acids)
Biological process (GO): retrograde transport, endosome to Golgi; endosome organization; receptor recycling
Cellular component (GO): trans-Golgi network; recycling endosome; early endosome
Source: RefSeq, a predicted model, not a curated record